AUGUUUUCUUGUAGUGAACUGGUCAAUGGGUAUCACAAGAACAAGGGAACAAAGAAAAUCACGAUCAAGGUAGAUAUAGCAAAGGCUUUUGAUACUCUAUCAUGGGAGUUCCUUUUUACCUGCCUUGAAGGUCUUAGCAUACCCCCUCUGUUCAUCCGGUGGCUCAAAGCGUGUAUCUGCACAACAAGCUUUAUGGUGAGUUACAAUGGCAGCGUCAAUGGCUAUUUCAAAGGAAAAAGAGGUUUGAGGCAGGGAGAUCCUUUAUCUCCCUACUUAUUUGUUAUUGCAAUGAACUUCUUAUCGCUAAUGCUCAAAAAAGCGGCUGCAGAUAACAAGUUUAAGUACCAUUAUAAGUGUAAGGAGACAAAGCUCACCCAUCUAUCAUUCGCUGAUGACCUGUUGAUCUUCAUAGAUGGCUCUAUGGAGUCAGUCCAACAGGUGCUUAUGGUGCUCCGCGAAUUUGAGCUUCGAUCAGGCCUGAAAGUCAGCAUGGAGAAGACAAGUUUUUUUGCAUCAGGUCUCACGGAACAGGAGUCACAAUUAAUCCAAGCCACAACUGGAAUGCACAUGGGAUCAUUACCUGUUAGAUAUCUGGGUGUCCCGCUAGACUCCAAGAAGCUGAGCCUCACCAGCGCUGAACCGCUUCUUCACCAGAUAAAAGCGAAAUUCUCCUCUUGGUCUGUGAAAACCCUGUCCUUUGCUGGUCGGCUUUUGUUGAUCAAAACGGUCAUCGCUGGAAUCAACACAUUUUGGUGCUCAACCUUUAUCCUCCCAAAGGCCUGCAUAAAUAGAAUCAACUCUCUCUGUAGCGUUUUCUUGUGGAAAGGCGAUGUGGAAAGUAGAAACACAACUAGAGUAAGCUGGGAGACGGUUGUGUUACCCAAAGAUCAAGGAGGCUUUGGGAUAAAGGACUUGCUUACAUGGAACAAAGCCUGCACAUUGCGUCUACUAUGGCUCUUAUUCUUCCGUAGUGGCUCAGUGUGGGUUGCGUGGUUCAAAGAAGUAAUCCUCAAGGGCUCUAUCUCGAACUACUGGACAACAAAGCCUAGCUCCUCUUUCUCCUGGUUAGCAAACAAACUCUUAAAGCUCAAGGACACGGUCUUCCCUCUCAUCAAACUGCGAAUUCAGAAUGGUCUCUCAGCCCGCUUCUGGUUUGACAACUGGUCACCUUUUGGGAAACUAUACGACUAUCUCAACGGAUCAUCCUCGCGCCUUGGAAUCUCUCUCAAUCCAACUGUGGGAUCUUUGAUCACCAAUGGAAUAUGGCGCAUCCCCCCUGCACGAUCAGAGGAGCAGCUACAGUUACAAACUUAUCUAACAACUCUACAACUCAAUGGGGAACCGGACUACUAUGAAUGGGAAUUGGGAGUUCCUACCGCUUCUAGAUAUUCUACUGGUGAGACUUAUAAUUACCUUAGGCCCCAGAGGCCGCGAGUGAGAUGGGUUGAUGUGGUUUGGACGAAACGUGGGAUCCCUAGGCAUAACUUCCAUCUCUGGCUGGUGCUUCAAGACAGGAUCCCAACGCGUGAUAGGCUUAUCAGCUGGGGAUUGCAAGUGAGCCCUUCAUGCCUUCUAUGUAACGCCGCAAAUGAAUCACGCGAUCACCUCUUCCAAGACUGCUCCUUCAGCUUUAAUCUGUGGACUCAACUUGCUAGGAAACUCCGACUAUCACCGCUCAGGAACUGGGAUGCUACGCUAGGCCAAAUGAUCGCUCUACCUAAAGGUAAACCCCCAACUCUGCUCUCCUAUCUAGCGUGGCAAGCUAUGAUCUAUUGGUUAUGGAAUGAGAGGAAUGCGAGACUACACUCAAACACCUUCCGCUCGGUCGACACCAUCUACACCACUAUCUAUCGCCAACUGAAGAACAAGAUUCAGAGCUUCAGACCUUCGAACCCAACGAUGUCUUCAGCGAUGAUGCAACUUUGGAUCUAA
Messenger RNA from Brassica napus (rape), 1932 nucleotides. RefSeq lists its product as uncharacterized. Bases 1 to 1932 code for a protein of 643 amino acids. The record is from RefSeq and is a predicted model, not a curated record. NCBI's taxonomy places the organism in Eukaryota, Viridiplantae, Streptophyta, Magnoliopsida, Brassicales, Brassicaceae. The transcript has a single exon.